AUGACGGCGCAACAGACGUCUACCGGCCCGUUCAGCCCCUUGCGUCUUUCUACAGGCACUGUGCACCCGUUCCACAUCUAUGGCACGGCGUUUAAGGAAGGCCGAACGGGUGAGUUGACGGCCUUGGCCCUUAGAAAGGGCUUCAGGGGACUCGACUCAGCCAACUACCCUUCUGCAUAUGAAGAGGCCGCCGUCGGGGUUGCCAUCGAGGAGGCGGUGAAGUCGGGCGUCAAGAGGGAAGACCUAUUUGUAAUACAACACCAACAACCCCCCCUUAGACCUCGUGGAAGCAACAUUGACAAAUGGGGAAAAAAUGUAUUUUCCAUCCAGGUACAAACCAAGUUUACUCCCAUGUGGGCGCACGCCGAGUCGAAGCUCCCGUACAAUGCCGACCAGCCUUUGGAGGAGCAGGUGCGCGAGUCGAUUGAGCAAUCUUUCCAGAACCUAAAAGUCGACUACAUCGACGCACUUCUGCUCCAUGUGCCGUUCCCGGACGAGCAGGAUAACACGGCCGCGUGGCGCGUCAUGGAGAGCUUCGUCCCGUCGCGGGUUGGCGUGUUGGGCGUAUCCAACUUUGGCCGUGCCGCUCUUCAGAAGCUUUACGCAGCGGCCACGGUCAAGCCGGAAAUCGUACAGAACCGGUUCCAGGCGGAGAACGGAUACGACGGCGAGAUUCGCGAGUACCUGGGCACGACGGGCGUCGUCUACCAAGCAUUCAGCCUGCUGAAAGCCAACCGCGAGAUUCGCAGCUCGGAGCUUGUGGCUCGUGUCGCUGAGCGCUUCCACACCGAGAGGGAGACUGCCUUCUACGUGCUAGUACUGGGUUUAGGAAGGGUGUCUAUUGUGAAUGGAACCACCAGCGAGGCGCACAUGGAGAUGGACCUGGCCAAGAUUGCAGAGCUCCUGGGGGACCAACAGGCCGUGUCCGACCUCACGGAGUACCUGGUGGAAUUCAAGCAGCUUCUCCGCACCAAGUGA
Molecule: messenger RNA, 978 nt
Organism: Metarhizium acridum CQMa 102
Lineage: Eukaryota; Fungi; Ascomycota; Sordariomycetes; Hypocreales; Clavicipitaceae
Cellular component (GO): cytosol
Molecular function (GO): aldose reductase (NADPH) activity
Source: RefSeq, a predicted model, not a curated record